AUGGCGGUGGUCCGACUGGUGAAUGGAAUUGUGGACAGAUCCAAAGCACAGAAGAUGAGCAUCCUGGAACGUGCACAGGGACUUGAAUGGCCACAAUUCUUCGUUGACAUCCGGCAUGAUGCUUCUCACCAGAAUCUACCCUCCUUGCCAGUGUUGCGGCUGGCAGCACAAGAGGCAGUUUGGCUUCUGGUUGAGCGCUUUUGGCGGCCACAGCUGCAUCAGAUUGAAGAGAGAGGUGCUGCAAAGACACCGCGAACAGACAGGGUGCGGGCUGCUCGGACUUUGGACCGGCGGUUGAAGGCUCUGAUCUUCUCAAGUGCUUCAGCUGGCAGCACCUUCUCACAGCCCAAAACCAAGAAAAGGAAGCGAGGCAAGGAUAAAGCCCGUCAGCGGCAAGAAGAUUUGCAGGAUGGCAGCUGUGCAGUCGAAGCACCAGCAGCCCGCGAACUGGCGGAAGAGCUGUCAGGGAUGGCGCCUGAUGAGGGCCGCUUGCUUUCACAGAUCUUUGAAAGUGUGAUGGCGAAAGAACCUCAUGCUGAUCAAAGAGAAGCGAAAGCCUUGCACUUGCUGUGUGAGACAUGCUCCGAAAACUUUGCCUUGCGCUUCAUGCGGGAAGUCCUGUGUCGGGCAGCUGGCCUGGCAAGGCCCAAGCUCGCCUUGGCACCUGACAACUGUCCAAGUUUGCGGAGUAUUUCUGAUGGGUUCUAUCAGUGCGAGGUGAAUCCGGAGGAGGUCUCUUUUGAGGAGUCCGACCGGAUGCUGCUCUGGCUGUGGUCCUUGCUGUCCCUGCCACUGCCGGAGCCAACUUCGAGCAGGCUGCAGCAGGCGUUGCGCAGCCUUCUCCCAGCUCUUCGGCAGCGCAUUUUUCAGCAGAUGGCAACGACCAGGGAGCGGAGCUUCGAGGCAGCAUCGCGAGCCUCCAAAUUGUGGCGUGCCCUGCAAAGUGAGGGCAUGGAUGAUGGAGCGGACACCUUUGUAUCCUUAUGCGAGGUGCUGGAUAGAGGUCAUGGUCUCGAGACUGAUCCACCAGGAGGACUUGAGAAGAUGGAAGAGCUCCUGAAAAAGCAUCAAAACAAAGAAUCUGCGCUUUGUGGGCAGCGUCCUGCUUCCGAUUCAUGGACUGCAGUGGGCACCAUCUUGGACCAUGAGACCCUGAACAUUGUUUGUCGGGAGGAGCAUUCAGAUGAAGUCUUUCUUCCAGCCAAUGCCAAGCAAACUUGGCUGGAUUGGGCAGCAACCGAGACAGAUGAAGCGGUUGAUGGAGAGCUCAUCGAUUUCUCCACCGAAAUUCCAGGGCAUUCGAGUUCAGUGAACAGCACCGAGCCUCCGGAAGUGGUGGAAGCUCCCAGCGAAGUGGCGACUCGCAGAGAGGUUGCCUCAGAGGCGUCUGCGCACGAUUCCAAGCCUAUGGGUCCUAUGGAUGUGGGCCAUAUCCCGGCCGAUCUCCCGGAUCUCCCAGAUCUCCCAGAUCCAGCCCCUCCAGCGGAAUCGAUCACUGCCGAGCGCUUCCAGACAUUGGCCAAAGAGUUGAUGAAGCAGGUGCUGCAGCCCUGGAAAUGA
Molecule: messenger RNA, 1560 nt
Organism: Cladocopium goreaui
Lineage: Eukaryota; Dinophyceae; Suessiales; Symbiodiniaceae
Source: the annotation of a GenBank genome assembly